AGCGAGCCAGCGAGAGAGAGAGAGCGAGUCACAAAAAUUCGAAUUUUAAGCCGCCGUGUGAGACGGCGUAAUGGCUGGUGGAGCUAUCACUCCCGAUUCUCUCAUCGGUCUUAUUGCUGAAAUCAAUGAGAUUCCGGGGAAUUUUGGUUUGUUUAAGAAGGAUUGUUCCGAUCUCGCGCGACGAGUCGGUCUCCUGACGCAUUUGAUUGAGGAAAUCAGGGAUUCUUCUCCGCCGUCGGAAUCUGAUGCUUCUUCUUCGUUGAAUUCUCAUGAAUGUGAUUGGUGGUCUGAUCUUGUGGUGGGACUUCAAGCCGCGAAGCGUCUUUUGUCUUCAGCUACUAGUUUCCAAGCUCGCGAGUCCUCUGUAAGCAUUCUAAACCAUUCUCAACGAUUGAAAAUGGAUUUGUGAUUUCACGAAGAUUUGGUCUCGCCAUGGCAGGAACGUAAUUUAUAGGAAGAAUUUGUUUUUAGUUUUUUUAGAUUGGAAGAUACUAUUGUUGACAUUUGUGUAGUGAAGAGCAUUAUUAAUAUAUACAUGAGGAGCUCUCUAAACUUUGAUGUGUGAUUUUGAUUGAAGGAUGGGGCAGCCAAGAGGAUCUCAUUCCAGUUCCAAUGUGUUACAUGGAAGCUGGAGAAAGCAUUAGGUGAUUUGACAUAUGAUAGAUAUGAUAUCUCUGACGAAGUCCGUGAACAGGUGGAACUAGCAAGAUUACAGUUAAGAAGAGCAAUGCAGAGAUAUGGAUCGUUAAAUUCGAAGAAGUUCUCGAGUGGUUUAUCUGAGCCAAUGGAGAAAGAUGCCUCAAGUAAUAGAAAAGUUAUUGAAAAGUUGGAGAGUAUUCCAGAGACAGUGCAUUCUUUAUCAGAUGAGAAGAAAUUUGAAUCACCCCCUCCUUGGAAGAGCUCUUCAGUAUCAUUGGCCUUCUUUUUAUCAAAGGAUGGUGAUGAUGAGAGAUUAGAGAAAGCAGUUACCGAGAACAGCGAUGACUCACAGAAAUCGGAUAAUCUCACGAUUCCAGAGGACUUUCUUUGUCCAAUCUCUCUGGAACUGAUGAAGGAUCCUGCUAUUGUUUCCACAGGACAGACAUACGAGAGGUCGUUCAUUCAGAGAUGGAUAGACUGUGGAAAUCUGAGCUGCCCAAAGACACAGCAGAAACUUGAAAACUUUACUCUUACUCCAAACUAUGUCCUCAGAAGCCUGAUAUCUCAGUGGUGCACUAAGCACAACAUUGAGCAACCAGGUGGUUACAUGAACGGUAGGACCAAAAACAGUGAUGGGUCUUUCCGUGAUCUAAGUGGAGAUAUGUCAGCGAUCCGAGCAUUGGUUUGUAAACUCUCUAGCCAAUCAAUCGAAGACCGCAGGACUGCGGUUUCUGAAAUCCGCUCUCUGUCAAAAAGAAGCACAGACAACCGAAUUCUGAUUGCAGAGGCAGGAGCCAUCCCUGUUUUGGUCAAGCUUUUGACCUCAGAUGGUGACACUGAAACGCAGGAAAAUGCUGUCACUUGCAUUCUUAACCUCUCCAUAUACGAACACAACAAAGAACUGAUCAUGCUUGCAGGAGCAGUCACAUCUAUAGUGCUAGUCCUCCGAGCUGGAAGCAUGGAAGCUAGAGAAAACGCUGCAGCUACUCUCUUUAGUCUUUCGUUAGCUGAUGAGAACAAGAUCAUUAUAGGCGCAUCAGGUGCGAUAAUGGCCUUAGUGGAUCUGCUUCAAUAUGGAAGCGUCAGAGGGAAGAAAGACGCAGCUACGGCUCUGUUCAACUUGUGUAUUUACCAGGGAAACAAAGGCAGAGCAGUUAGAGCCGGUAUAGUAAAGCCAUUGGUGAAAAUGCUGACAGACUCCUCGAGCGAGAGGAUGGCUGAUGAAGCCUUGACCAUACUCUCGGUUCUAGCUAGUAACCAAGUCGCGAAAACUGCGAUUUUGAGAGCCAACGCAAUACCACCUUUGAUAGAUUGUCUCCAGAAGGAUCAACCGCGAAACCGAGAGAACGCAGCUGCGAUACUACUGUGUCUUUGCAAGAGAGAUACUGAAAAACUGAUCUCCAUUGGUAGACUUGGAGCUGUUGUUCCAUUGAUGGAACUAUCAAGAGACGGUACAGAGAGAGCUAAACGAAAAGCUAAUUCUUUACUAGAGCUUCUCCGUAAAUCAUCCCGAAAAUUAGGUUCACUCUAAAUAGCCCUUAACAUGAAUUAAUUUAGUUUUGCUGGCUAUUGAUCUGUUUAUUAUGUCCUGUAUCUUAUUGAGUUUUUGGAAGACUAAUUUAAUUUCCAUUUGAGGAGAAGGUGGAGUCAAAAGAGUUAACGAGAAUCGAACUCUUUGACUCAUCUUUGUAUUGAUUUGUUAAUUUUGUUAAAAAAAAUGUUUCAUAUGAUUUGAUAAAGGUCGUGUGUUGUUACUGUU
Arabidopsis thaliana (thale cress) is the source of this 2398-nucleotide messenger RNA. Its product is annotated as ARM repeat superfamily protein. Lineage: Eukaryota; Viridiplantae; Streptophyta; Magnoliopsida; Brassicales; Brassicaceae. The record is from RefSeq and is marked reviewed. Gene Ontology annotation, molecular function: ubiquitin protein ligase activity; ubiquitin-protein transferase activity. The coding region runs from base 728 to 2170 and encodes 480 amino acids. Gene Ontology annotation, biological process: protein ubiquitination. The transcript has 3 exons.